AGUCGGAGAGGUCGCACGCACGCCGCUCGCAGGAUGCGGUUCGUUCGAGUGGCGGCGCUCGCGGUGGCCGGCGCCUCGCUCGUGACUGGACAGAAUCUCCGCCAAAACAGAGAUAAGACAGCCCGGCUGUAUUAUGGCUACAACAGCAACAACAACAAUGGCUACAACAGCGUGAGUAGCAACCAGGUGAUGCAGCAGUCGGCCUCACCCGCCCCCACCGCCAACAGCAAUGGCUAUGCAAACGACUACACCAACUACCAACAGCAGUACGGCUACUACGACGGCUACGGCAGCGCCUCGGACUACGCGCAGGACUAUGCCUCCGCAGCGACUUUCGGGUCCGGCGUCGCGGAGAACCCGGACUCGUCGCCGGCUCUCUCCGCGCUGGCGCUGCUCGGCUUCCUCUACUUCCUCAACCUCAUCCAGGAUGUCCUUCAGAACAACAACGGUCGCCGUCGACGAUCGCUUACCACUCUCCAGGACGCGAUGGAAGGAGAGCAGCUGAAGCCCUUAGGGUCCUUGGAGUCCCUGGACGAAGAGCAGCUGAAAUCCUUGGAGUCCCUGGAAUCCCUGGACGAAGAUCAGUCGACGCCCUUGGAAUCCGUGGAAAGCCUGGAGGAAGACAAGCUGAAGCUCUCGCACUCCCCGGAGUCCGAGGAGGGCGAGCAUUUGGAAGUCGCGUCCGACCGAAACCCGAGCGCGCGACGCCUCUCCUUCUUCGAGGAUUUUUUCAUCCGACUCCCGCAGGCGCUUGGACUGGUCAGGAAGCAGAACCGAAUCGACCGCAACGGACGUGACGAGGCGGCCAUGACCGUGGGCGGCUUCCUCACCUCGCGCCUCAAGAUGAUUUCCUCCAUCAUGAACUUCCUGCGAGACCCGAGUCCUAUGAGGGUGCGCCGAUCCUUGCCGAGUCCGUCGGGCGGCGACGGGGAGCGGCCGGAGGAGCAGGACCCGCUGCGCAGCGCGCGCUCCCGGCGCUUUACUCGCGGCAUGAACGCCUGGUACGGAGACCUCCUCGGCCGCAACGCCGAGGGCGAGGAGGGAGCAGGUGGAAUGGCGGCCAAGGUCGUAUCCCUGCUGGGCGGCGGGCGUGACCUGCAGGCCGCCGCCAGCGCCGAGGCGGUGCCGGCUCUCCUGGAGGCGACGCGGGCGCUGUCUGGCGACGCCCACCCGCACUGCCUCCAGCGCGUCCUCUGCCGCAUCAGCGCUCAGCAGCAGUCGCUCUCCCUCGCCCCGCGCCUCGCCCUGCAGUUCCUCAGCAACACACUGGCCGAGGGAGCGGCGGGCCCUGAGGACCACCUGAAGGCCGUCGCCGCUGGCCGCCGGGGCGAGGAUUGCGAGAAGUCCUUCCCGCAUUGCCGUCAGGAUCUGCAGGAGGACCCACGGCUUCCUAGCGAGCGUGGGGGUCAAUAGAUGGCCCGAUUUUACCAAAGAUUUCGUUGUUACACUGUUUUAUAACAUGUAUACGGUUUGCUUAUUUAUGUAUUUAUGUACGUUUUGUCCCUCAGCGAUUGACAGAAGCCUUGCCGUACAAAGUUGAUUUAACAAAGCUGUUAUGUCUUCCAGGUCCAUGUUGUUACUUUUUCAUGUAGAUAAUUUUUGUUUUGCUCGCGGGUGAUCAUAGGUCUGAAUAGAACAGACAGACGUGAAAACAAUGUAAGACUUAAGAAGCACUUGGAGAUCCGGCUUUGUGACUGGGAAACCAUGCUGGAUUCGCUCAACCUCUUAUCACACGUGGGUCUGAACUUAUGAGUGUGGAGGUGACUCGCCCUUCUCAUAUCAAGGAAAUACAUUGGUGAAAGUCAAACCAAAUAUUUUAGUAUUUAGGUCUCCGGUCUUGUAAUAAAGAAGAUGCAGGUCCAUUUUAUUCCCUUAUCCCCCCUCUCUUUCUCUCUCCCAUUCUCUCUCUCUCUCUCAUUCUCUAACCUAUUAUCUUACUCCGCUCUCCAUGUCUUUGAACGCCUUGUAUUUCAAAAGCGAUAACGCUCCAAUAAACCGACUUUCCCGGC
Molecule: messenger RNA, 2009 nt
Organism: Penaeus vannamei (Pacific white shrimp)
Lineage: Eukaryota; Metazoa; Arthropoda; Malacostraca; Decapoda; Penaeidae
Source: RefSeq, a predicted model, not a curated record